AUGGGAUACAAGAUUGAAGUCGCUCAAGAUGCGGACAUGCCAGAAUUGGUAGCAACCCUUUGGGACUCCUUUGAACGGCCUUAUCAAGGCAUAUUGCGCAACUUCUUCCCCAUUCUCAACAAUGACCGUGAGGCCAGUUUACUCGCAGCCAUCGAAAUGCAACGCGAGGAAUACAAGGACUCAUACCCGGAACUUAUCUGGUUGAAAAUCACUUAUCAUGCUGACGACGAAGAUACCAAAGGCACAGUAGUUGGAGGGGCAAAGUGGUUUUUCUUCCAAAGAAACCCGUUUGUUCCAAAGCCAGGCUCGGAUCAUGAUCCUGCCACUGAAGAAGCUGUUUGGUAUCCCGAAGGACCAGCGAGAACAUUUGCAACGGCGGCUAUGCAUGCCCUUGACAGACCAAGAAUGACCAUGGGUCAAGGACCUCAUGCCUUUCUCAACAUUGCAUUCACUGUGCUCGAGCACAGACGGAAAGGAGUCGCCAAUCUUUUUCUGAACUGGGGCCUCAACCGCGCCGAUGAACUCGGUCUGGGGACCUGGCUCGAUGCAUCUGAACAUGGAAAGCCAGUUUACGAAAAGCUGGGAUUCAUUCCUCACGGCAUGAACAAUAUCUCUCCUGUCAUGCCGGCGUCAUAUAACGCAGAACAGAGAGCAGAGUGGGAGAAGAUGGAGAAAGUGAUACUUCCCAUGGACUUCGUGCCAAUGUGGCGGCCAGUGGGAGGUAAAUUUGUUGAAGGUGAAACAGUUAGACCCUGGGAUAACUGA
This is a messenger RNA of Talaromyces marneffei, 765 nucleotides long. RefSeq lists its product as uncharacterized. The coding region runs from base 1 to 765 and encodes 254 amino acids. NCBI's taxonomy places the organism in Eukaryota, Fungi, Ascomycota, Eurotiomycetes, Eurotiales, Trichocomaceae. The record is from RefSeq and is a predicted model, not a curated record. The transcript is spliced from 2 exons.